Molecule: messenger RNA, 3794 nt
Organism: Bombina bombina (fire-bellied toad)
Lineage: Eukaryota; Metazoa; Chordata; Amphibia; Anura; Bombinatoridae
Gene: LATS1
Product: large tumor suppressor kinase 1
Exons: 8
Coding region: 243-3629 (1128 amino acids)
Biological process (GO): peptidyl-serine phosphorylation; hippo signaling; positive regulation of apoptotic process
Molecular function (GO): protein binding; ATP binding; protein serine/threonine kinase activity
Source: RefSeq, a predicted model, not a curated record
AAAAAAAAACACAACAGCAUCCGGGAAUCUGCUAGGCACAGGAUCGAGGCGCAAAAUGGCUGCCCUGAACUGAGCCGAAACCGCAGAGCUGGGGGGUCCACAUAAUCUUUAAACCAACUUCCUUAAGCCUGAGAAACAGAACUUCAAGCAAUAGCGGACUCACCCAAAAGCUCCUGUAGCAUUCCUGCCUCUAGUAUUUUAGCUUAAUCUCUGGUGGAAGUGAUACAGAUACAUGUGUUUUCAUGAAGAGAGGGGAGAAGCCCGAGGGAUACAGGCAUAGGCCCAAAACCUUUCCUGCCAGUAACUACACUGGUAGCAGCAAACAAAUGCUAAUUGAAAUCCGUGAGAGCCUCCGUCACCUACCCAAACCAUCUGAUGCUGCCAAAACUGAUCAGGGCGCAGCCAAGGCUGAAGACCCUCGACAAGGCCGGAAUCCUCCCAAGUUCCUCACUUAUCACAAGGCCCUGGCAGAAAUUCGUAACUCGCUACAACCUUUUGCCAAUUCAUCAGGCUUAUCGCAUAGGGCCAGUUUAGAGGUCAACAGACAAAUGCUUCAUGACUUGCAGGCUGCUGGGUUUGACGAGGAGAUGGUUGUCAGAGCUCUUCAACAAACUAAUAGCCGUAGUAUAGAAGCAGCGAUCGAAUACAUCAGCCGGAUGAGCUAUCCAGAGUCUUUUCGAGAACCAAUGAUAGUGUCAAGUUCCAGACCUCUCACCUCUGGUAUGAAACCUCAAGGAAGCAUCCAGCAUUCCGUAAAUCGCAGACAGAGUUGGAAGGGAUCAAAGGAGACAUUAGUCCCUCAGAGGCACAUCUCUCCACUUUCUGAAAGUGUAGUGUAUGGCUCUGAAAACCCUAGCCAGCAAAGUGAGAUUGGAAGGCCUUUGUCUGGUUCAGGUCUUGCAGCCUUUACCCAAGGCCUCCCUGGAAACCCACAGCGAGUAAACCUCCCGCCUCCUCCUCAAAUGAGAAGCGUCACUCCACCACCACCGCCGCCUCCUCCUCCUAGAGGGCAAACUCCACCUCCAAGGGGUACAACUCCUCCAUUGCAAUCUUGGGACCCCAACUCCCAGAACAAGCGAUAUUCAGGUAACAUGGAGUUCAUUAUGUCUCGGAUAUCUCCAGUUCCUCCUGGUGGUUGGCAAGAGGGAUACCCACCUGCUUCAAUGAACUCCACACAAAUGAUGAAUACAUCCUCUCAAGGGCAAAGGGCAAUGAAUCAAGUUCUUGUUGGAAGGCAGCCAAUUAUCAUACAAGGUUCCAACAACAGCAAGUUUGGUUAUGCUGGUAGGGCUGGUGCACAAAAUGGUAAUGGGCAGACAGAAUUCCUUGUCCAUCAAGGAGGUGUUAGUGUAGGGAGCCGUCAGCCACCACCUCCUUACCCUAUGUCUAAUGGUCCGAACAGUGCUUCCAUGCAGAUGCAGGGUAGCGGAGGGCCCAUGUCACCCUCAGCAUACAACAAUGGCAACUUGCCUCAGUCCAUGUUGGUUCCAAACCGAAAUAGCCACAACAUGGAGCUAUACAACAUAGCCAUGCCAAGCCAGCACACCUCGUGGCCCCAACAGUCACCCGGACAGUCACCUUCUGGAAGUGGGCAUGAGAUGCCACCAUGGCAGCCAAACAUCCCUGUUAGGUCCAACUCUUUCAAUAACCCCCUGGCAAGUCGUCCAGUGCAUCCCGCUAACACUCAGCCCUCUGCUACCACUGUUACAGCAAUUACUCCUGCUCCUAUUCAGCAACCUGUGAAGAGCAUGAGGGUGUUAAAGCCAGAACUUCAAACUGCUUUAGCACCGACCCAUCCAUCUUGGAUGGCACAGAGUGUACAGACAGCCCCCUUUCCUGAGCCUGUGGCACAUAGUAGCAAUAUAAUUUCUCCACAACCAGAAGCACCAAAUUAUCAAGGGCCUCCUCCACCAUACCCAAAGCACUUAUUUCCGCCCACUGUCCCUGUGUAUGAUGCAGGACAGAAGUCCAACAAGGAAGAUGCCCCUGCUCCUAAUGGUAACAUUCAAGAAGGAGAGAGGUGUUCUGAGGCAACUUCAGAACCCACAGAGAAGGAAAAGAAACAAAUAACGACAUCACCUGUGCCAGUUAGGAAAAACAAGAAAGAUGAGGAACGCAGAGAGUCUCGAAUUCAGAGCUAUUCACCCCAGGCCUUCAAGUUUUUCAUGGAACAGCAUGUAGAGAACAUAUUAAAAUCUCAUCACCAGCGCCUGCACCGUAAGAAGCAGUUGGAAAAUGAGAUGAUGAGGGUGGGCUUGUCGCAAGAUGCUCAGGACCAGAUGAGAAAGAUGCUUUGUCAGAAGGAAUCCAACUAUAUCCGUCUUAAAAGAGCCAAAAUGGACAAGUCCAUGUUUGUAAAGAUAAAGACCCUUGGCAUCGGAGCCUUUGGGGAGGUUUGCCUGGCUAGAAAGACUGACACCAAUGCUCUUUAUGCAAUGAAGACGCUGAGGAAAAAAGAUGUUCUUCUUCGAAACCAAGUGGCCCACGUGAAAGCAGAGAGAGACAUUCUGGCAGAAGCUGACAAUGAGUGGGUAGUUCGCCUCUACUAUUCCUUCCAAGACAAGGACAACCUGUACUUUGUAAUGGAUUACAUUCCUGGCGGUGACAUGAUGAGUUUGCUGAUACGUAUGGGCGUUUUCCCUGAGGACCUAGCACGCUUUUAUAUUGCAGAGCUUACUUGUGCUGUGGAGAGCGUACACAGGAUGGACUUUAUUCACCGAGAUAUCAAACCUGACAACAUCCUGAUUGACAGGGAUGGCCAUAUCAAGCUUACUGAUUUCGGGCUCUGCACAGGUUUUAGAUGGACUCAUGAUUCAAAGUAUUACCAGAGUGGUGACCAUCUUCGACAAGACAGCAUGGACUUCAGUAAUGAGUGGGGAGAUCCAGCAAACUGUCGUUGCGGGGAUAGACUAAAACCCUUGGAGCUGCGUGCAGCACGCAAACACCAGCGCUGCCUUGCACAUUCUCUGGUUGGAACCCCUAAUUAUAUUGCUCCAGAGGUGCUAUUGCGGACAGGUUAUACGCAACUUUGUGAUUGGUGGAGUGUGGGUGUAAUUCUUUAUGAAAUGCUUGUUGGGCAGCCUCCUUUCCUUGCACAGUCACCAGUGGAAACCCAAAUGAAGGUAAUCAAAUGGCAAAGUACUCUUCACAUUCCCCCUCAAGCUAAACUCUCUCCAGAGGCUUCAGAUCUUAUUGUUAAACUUUGUCGUGGUCCAGAAGAUCGUUUGGGUAAAAAUGGUGUGGAUGAGAUUAAAGCCCACCCAUUCUUUAAAAAUAUAGACUUUUCCAGUGACCUACGUCAACAACCUGCUCUGUAUAUUCCAAAAAUCACUCACCCCACAGAUACCUCCAAUUUUGAUCCUGUGGAUCCUGACAAGUUGUGGAAUGAUGAAGAUAAGGAUGGGAAUAAGAACGAUACUUUGAAUGGAUGGUACAAAAAUGGCAAGCAUCCUGAACAUGCAUUUUAUGAGUUCACUUUUAGGAGGUUCUUUGAUGACAAUGGACACCCAUACAACUGCCCCAAACCAAUUGAAUAUGAUUAUGAUGAUUCUCAGGACACUGAACUCCAACAGGAAGAAAGCCAACAGUCUGGAAAACAACCCCCAAUCAGGGAUCUGGUGUAUGUUUAAAUUAUAUCCAUACAAACAGAUUCACUAGAGUGUAAAAGUUGUCAUUUAGUAAGAAAGUAUGGAAACUCCAGUUAAAGAAUGGUGCGUUCAUUUUAAUGCAUCACUUCCAGUCAUUGCAGUAAUAUGCAAACUUAACACGAAUAAAGCAAUUUUUAAUAAUAUAAA